Messenger RNA from Chinchilla lanigera (long-tailed chinchilla), 6086 nucleotides. RefSeq names its product sucrase-isomaltase (alpha-glucosidase) (gene Si). Lineage: Eukaryota; Metazoa; Chordata; Mammalia; Rodentia; Chinchillidae. Gene Ontology annotation, molecular function: carbohydrate binding; alpha-1,4-glucosidase activity. The record is from RefSeq and is a predicted model, not a curated record. Gene Ontology annotation, biological process: carbohydrate metabolic process. The coding region runs from base 346 to 5787 and encodes 1813 amino acids. The transcript is spliced from 48 exons.
CAAUAUUCAAAUAAUGAAGAGAAAUGCAUUCUUGAAGAGAGGAAAAAUUAUUGAAAUGUCUCUUUCUAUGCUCUUGAGACAGCUACGUGCUUCUAGAAAUCAGAGACGGAGAAGAGUUAUUAAUUAACUUAUAUUCAUAGAGAGGAAUGUUUAUACAAACUACUUUCAAGGUAAAGACUCUUAAUGCUUACAUGUUGAGCACAAGAAUAUUGAGUAUUGAUAGGUUAGUGAGGGUGCAAUAAAACUUUACAAGUCAGCCGAUAUAUACCUGAGCAAUUUUUCCAGCUGGUUAGCAGCCUCACUACCCUGCUGCCGCACAGCAAGUCAAACACGCUAUGAAAAAAGAUGGCAAGGAAGAAGUUUAGUGGACUGGAAAUCUUCCUGAUUGUCCUCUUUGUCAUAGUUACAAUAAUAGCUAUUGCCCUUGUUGCUGUUCUAGCAACUAACACACCUGGUGUUGAUGGACCCACUACCUCUGGUUCACAAAGAUGUCCAGCAGCCAUAAACGAUCCCAUCAAUGAGAGAAUAAACUGCAUUCCAGAACAAUCUCCAACUCAGGCCGUGUGCGCGCAGCGGGGCUGCUGCUGGAGGCCGUGGAACAACUCGGUGGUGCCGUGGUGCUUCUUCGUGGACAAUCACGGCUACGACGUGGCUGCAAGGAGAGCGACGGACGCCGGACUUGAAGUUCAGCUGAGCAGGAUAUCUUCUCCUACUCUGUUUGGAAAUGACAUUAACAACGUGCUCCUCACAACUGAAAAUCAGACACCCAAUCGUUUCCACUUCAAGAUUACUGAUCCCAAUAAUGUAAGAUACGAAGUUCCUCAUCAGUUUGUAAAGCCGCACACCGGGCCCGCGGCUUCUGAAACACUGUAUGACGUGCAGGUUACAGAAAAGCCUUUCAGCAUCAAAGUUAUAAGGAAAAGCAACGGCAGAACUUUAUUUGAUACCAGCAUUGGUCCUUUGGUGUACUCUGACCAGUAUUUACAGAUUUCAACCAGACUUCCCAGUGAAUAUAUUUACGGCUUGGGGGAACAUAUUCAUAAGAGGUUCCGCCAUGAUUUAUACUGGAAAACGUGGCCCAUUUUCACACGAGAUGAGCUUCCUGGUGAUAACAAUCACAACUUAUACGGUCACCAGACGUUCUUCAUGGGCAUUGAAGACACAUCGGGAAAGUCAUUCGGUGUGUUUUUGAUGAACAGCAAUGCAAUGGAGGUUUUUAUUCAGCCAACUCCAAUAGUAACUUACAGAGUUACUGGUGGCAUUUUGGACUUUUACAUCUUUCUAGGAGAUUCACCAGAGCAAGUCACUCAACAGUACCAAGAGCUCAUUGGACUGCCAGCAAUGCCGGCGUACUGGAGUCUUGGGUUCCAACUGAGCCGCUGGAAUUACGGGUCCCUGGAGGUGGUGAGGGAGGUGGUGAGAAGGAACAGGGAAGCCGGCAUACCAUAUGAUACACAAGUGACUGAUAUUGACUAUAUGGAAGAUAAGAAAGAUUUUACUUAUGAUAAAGUCACAUUUAAUGGACUCCCUGAUUUUGUCAGAGAUCUGCAUGAUCACGGACAAAAAUAUGUUAUCAUCUUGGAUCCUGCAAUUGCUACAAGCCGACUUGCCAACGGGGACGCGUAUGCGGCUUAUGACAGAGGUAGCGCACAGCAUGUGUGGAUAAACGAGUCAGACGGCACCACGCCACUGAUCGGAGAGGUAUGGCCAGGAUUAACAGUAUUCCCUGAUUUCACUAACCCAAGCUGCAUAGAUUGGUGGGCAAAUGAAUGCAGUAUUUUCCAUCAAGAAGUGAACUAUGAUGGACUUUGGAUUGACAUGAAUGAAGUUUCCAGCUUUAUUCAAGGUUCCCGGAAUGGGUGCAAUGACAACAAAUUGAAUUAUCCACCUUUUAUGCCCGGCAUUUUGGACAAGCUUUUGUACUCCAAGACCAUCUGCAUGGAUGCAGUGCAGCACUGGGGCAGACACUACGACGUACACAGCCUGUACGGGUACAGCAUGGCGAUAGCCACGGAGAGAGCCAUACGAAGUGUAUACACCAAUAAGAGAAGCUUCAUUCUCACUCGCUCAACUUUUGCCGGAAGUGGCAGGCAUGCUGCACACUGGUUGGGAGACAAUACUGCCUCCUGGGAGCAGAUGGAAUGGUCCAUCACCGGAAUGCUGGAGUUUGGUUUGUUCGGAAUGCCUCUGGUGGGAGCAGAUAUCUGUGGAUUUGUGGCUGACACUACAGAAGAGCUUUGCAGAAGGUGGAUGCAGCUCGGGGCAUUUUAUCCGUUUUCUAGGAAUCACAAUGCUGAAGGGUACCAGCAUCAGGAUCCUGCAUUUUUUGGACAAGAUUCACUGUUGGUGAAGUCCUCGCGGCACUACUUAUUGAUUCGCUAUACCUUGCUACCUUUCCUCUACACCUUGUUUUACAAAGCGCAUGUGAGCGGAGAAACAGUAGCAAGACCAUUUCUCCACGAGUUUUAUGAGGACACAAACAGCUGGAUUGAGGACACUCAGUUUUUGUGGGGUCCUGCACUCCUUAUUACUCCAGUUUUGAGACAGGGAGCAGUAUCAGUGAGUGCGUACAUCCCUGACGCUACGUGGUAUGAUUACGAAACGGGUGCAAAAAGACCAUGGAGGAAACAACGGGUGGACAUGUAUCUUCCAGCAGAUAAAAUCGGAUUACACCUUAGAGGAGGUUAUAUCAUCCCCAUUCAACAACCUAAUGUAACAACCACAGCAAGUCGUAUGAAUCCCUUGGGACUUAUAAUUGCAUUAGAUGAAAACAACACAGCAAAAGGAGACUUUUUUUGGGAUGAUGGGGAAACUACAGAUACCAUAGAAAAUGGAAACUAUAUAUUAUAUACAUUUUCAGUUUCUAAUAAUAAUUUAGAUAUUACAUGCACAUAUUCAUCAUAUCUGGAAGGAACUACGUUAGCAUUUGAAACUAUAAAAGUCCUUGGUUUGACGGACUCUGUUACCCAAGUUACAGUAUCAGAAGCUAAUCAGCAAGGGAAUCCUCACAAUAGUUUCACUUAUGAUCCUUCCAACCAGGUUCUCCUAAUUACAGAUCUCAAACUAAACCUUGGAAGAACUUUCGCUGUUCAAUGGAAUCAAGUUUUCUCUGAAGCAGAGAAGUUUAACUGUUACCCAGAUGAAGACACUGUCACUAGAGAAGUGUGCGAACAGCGUGGUUGUUCGUGGGAAACGGUUCCUUCUAAUCCCAGUGCGCCUCAGUGCUACUUCCCUAGACAGGCUGAUCCCUACUUAGUUUCAUCAACUCAGUAUUUGCCAACGGGGAUAACAGCUGACCUGCAGUUGAACACGGCCAAUGCUAGAAUAACACUACCUUCUGAGCCGAUUUCAACGCUUCGUGUGGAAGUGAAAUAUCAUAAAAAUGAUAUGUUACAAUUUAAGAUUUUUGAUCCCCUAAAUAAGAGAUAUGAAGUUCCAGUUCCAUUAAACAUUCCAGCCACUCCAACGAGCACUUAUGAAAACAGACUUUAUGAUGUUGAAAUCAAGGAAAACCCUUUUGGCAUCCAGAUUAGAAGGAGAAGCAGUGGAAGGAUUAUCUGGGAUUCUCAUCUGCCUGGAUUCACUUUCAAUAACCAGUUCAUCCAGAUCUCUACCCGCCUGCCCUCAAAUUACUUAUACGGCUUUGGGGAAGCGGAGCACACGGCGUUUAAGCGGGACCUGAACUGGCACACGUGGGGAAUGUUCACCAGAGACCAGCCCCCUGGGUAUAAAAUGAAUUCCUAUGGAUUCCAUCCCUAUUAUAUGGCUCUGGAAGAAGAAGGCAAUGCUCAUGGAGUUCUCUUACUCAACAGCAAUGCGAUGGACGUCACUUUCCAGCCAACGCCGGCUCUCACCUACCGCACAAUUGGAGGAAUAUUGGACUUUUACGUGUUUUUGGGCCCAACUCCCGAAGUUGCCACAAUGCAGUACCAUGAAGUGAUUGGCCAUCCAGUCAUGCCACCUUACUGGUCCUUAGGGUUCCAGUUAUGUCGAUAUGGAUACAGAAAUACAUCAGAGAUUGAGCAGCUCUAUAAUGGAAUGGUGUCUGCUGGGAUCCCUUACGAUGUCCAAUACACAGACAUUAAUUACAUGGAAAGACAGCUUGACUUCACGAUUGGUGAAAGAUUUCUUGGGCUUCCUGCGUUUGUUGACAAAAUAAGAGGAGAAGGAAUGAGAUACAUUAUAAUCCUGGAUCCAGCUAUUUCAGGAAAUGAAACAGAACCUUACCCUGCAUUUGAAAGAGGGAUGCAGAAAGAUGUGUUUGUCAAGUGGCCUAACACCAGUGACAUUUGUUGGGCAAAGGUUUGGCCAGACUUGCCCAAUGUAACAAUAGAUGAAACUAUCACUGAAGAUGAAGCUGUUAAUGCUUCCAGAGCUCAUGCAGCUUUUCCAGAUUUCUUCAAGAAUUCCACAGCAGAGUGGUGGGCAAGGGAAAUUAUAGAUUUCUACAAUGAUCAAAUGAAAUUUGAUGGAUUGUGGAUUGAUAUGAAUGAACCAUCAAGUUUUGUAAAUGGAACAACUACUAACCAGUGCAGAAAUUAUGGGCUAAAUUAUCCACCUUAUGCUCCAGAACUUACGAAAAGAUACGAAGGCUUACAUUUCCGAACUAUGUGCAUGGAAACCGAGCAGAUUCUUAGCGAUGGAACAUCGGUUUUGCACUACGAUGUUCAUAACCUGUAUGGGUGGUCACAAGCAAAACCUACCUAUGAUGCAGUACAACGGACAACUGGAAAAAGAGGGAUCGUUAUUUCUCGCUCCACCUACCCCACUGCUGGCCGCUGGGCGGGACACUGGCUGGGAGACAACUAUGCAAAUUGGGACAACAUGGACAAAUCAAUCAUCGGUAUGAUGGAAUUUAGUCUCUUUGGAAUAUCAUAUACUGGAGCGGACAUCUGUGGUUUCUUCAACGAUUCAGAGUAUCAUCUCUGUACACGCUGGACUCAACUCGGUGCAUUUUAUCCAUAUGCAAGAAAUCACAACAUUGCCUUCACUAGAAGACAAGAUCCUGUUUCCUGGAAUGAAACAUUUGCUGAAAUGGCAAAGAAAAUUCUAGAGAUUAGAUACACAUUAUUACCUUACUUCUAUACACAAAUGCAUGAAAUCCAUGCUCAUGGUGGUACUGUUAUUCGACCUCUUUUGCAUGAGUUUUUCAAUGACAAGCAGACUUGGGAAAUAUACAAGCAGUUCUUGUGGGGUCCAGCCUUUCUGGUCACUCCUGUGCUAGAACCCUAUGUGGACACUGUAAAUGGCUAUGUCCCUGAUGCUCGGUGGUUUGACUAUCACACAGGAGAAGAUAUCGGUGUCAGAGGAACCUUUCAUGACUUUUCAGCUCCGUUUGAUACGAUAAACCUGCAUAUCCGUGGGGGUUAUAUCCUGCCAUGUCAAGAGCCUAAUCGCACCACAUUUUACAGUCGAACAAAUUAUAUGAAGCUCAUUGUGGCUGCAGAUGAUGACCAGGUGGCAAAAGGAUCUCUGUUUUGGGAUGACGGAGACACUAUAGACACCUAUGAAAGAGACCUGUAUUUGUUGGUACAGUUUAAUUUCAACAAGACGACUCUGACAAGCACUGUGUUGAAAAAUGGCUACAUAAAUAGAACAGAGACACGGCUUGGCUAUGUCGAUGUAUGGGGAAUAGAAGCAACUACUGUCACCCUAGUUAAUUUGAUAUAUAAUGAAAAUACAGUGUCACUUAAGUUCAACCAUACUUCAGCCAAAAAUGUGUUACAAGUUGAUCUGAGAGACAAUGGUGUGACUCUAGAUGAACCCAUAGUAAUCAGCUGGUCCUGAAGAUAACACCCAGUUUGAAUUCUCGAGGGGAAAUUACUACUGGGUUUAAGUUUCUCAGCACUUGUUGGUCUCCCUCUUCACAGACAUCCUCUAUUCUAUAAAAUAUAAUUUUUGCAGCAUUUGUCUAAUGGUUGUAACACAAUGUACAUCAGCAAUUAUGCUAAUUGUAUUGUGUCAAUAUAAGUUAGACUCAAGUUUUCUAAACAUAUGCAAUGGCAUUUGAAUAGUUUUUUUCCUUUUGCUUUAAAAAGCAGCUAAAUCUGCAAAUUUAGUAUUAAAUAUUUAUGUGUGUCACUAUG